AUGGAGUUCCAGGAUUUUCACCGACUAAUGGAGAGGGAACCAAAAUUUGUGGAUUUACACAAGCUGUGUUUCCACGUACCAUACUCAACUCUUACUAUGUUCCUGAGCAGUGACCAGUCGGAGAGAGAUAGUGCAACUGCCUUCCGUAUGACAAUGGAAGCCUUUGGAACAGUGGUUGGAGUUGCUGUUGAGGGACAGAUUGUAGCAGAGAAUCAUGUCUCCCAUCAUUGCUUUCAACAUAACAUGUCAUCAUAUUUCGUUGUUAACUCCACAGGUAUAAGCAAAUUGUUCAAUGGCAACAUUAGUAAUCAGCAGACACCAGAGUCACUCUCUCACAUGGUGUCAAUCACUGCACAUGUACAAAAGAAGCUGCUAAUGUAUGGGUCCGACCCCUAUACUGAGAAGUCAGAAAAACCAAUUCCUUUUCUGAAGGGAAUCAAACUUGUGUUGAGAUACAGCCCUUACUUGAAGUUGACAACAUCUUUCCUCUUCACAGCCAUGGCUAUUCAGCUUGUAGAGGGGAACUUUGCUCUGUUUUGCACUUAUGCUGCUGAUCUUCGACACCAUUAUCAAAACAUCGUACUUGUGAUUCUGAUAACUGCUGUGAUGAUUGUUCCUUUUUGGCAAUGUUUUCUGCGGAGAUUUGGGAAGAAAACUGCUGUUUACUUUGGUAGUACUUGGUUAAUUCCAUUUUUAUGCUUGAUGGCUUCUCUUCCAAACAAUCUCAUUGUAGCCUAUGUGGCGGCAGUUUCCUCUGGUCUGAGUAUUGCUUCAUUUUUUCUGUUACCAUGGUCUAUGCUGCCUGAUGUUAUUGAUGCUUUUAGACUUGAAAACCCACACGUAAAGGGACUGGAAACUAUAUUCUGCUCAUUCUAUGUCUUCUUCGCCAAGUUGUCCAAUGGAGUUUCUUUGGGAUUCUCUGCACUUAGCCUUCAUUUUGCAGGCUACGCAACUGGACUUUGUUUCCAGUCCCAAUCUGUGACUUUCACCCUAAAAAUACUAGUGUCAGCAGUGCCUACAGGACUGAUUAUCAUUGGGUUAAUGAUAUUCCGGUUUUACCCAAUAACAGAAGACAUCCGAGUGAGAAAUGAGUUGGCACUCCAAGAGCUAAGGCAUAGUAUCCACAUCAGUAGUCACUCACUGAAAAACAUGGAGGACACAUGAUAAUAAAUAGCAGAACUGAGGUGUAACAACCAUCUACAAGUCAUAGAUUCUGGAGUAUGCAGGGAUCAUUACUGCUGCAACUCUUCUGUAUGUUACACUAAUCACAAUGCAAUGGAAUUUGCAACUGUUUAUUUUUUAAUGCAAUUUCUGAAGAUGUUUCGUAAACCUAAAGUAAUGAAUUUAUGUCAUAUAAAAAUAGGAUGACUUGUUAUGUGGAAAACUAAUUUAAUAAAUUGUAAA
This is a messenger RNA of Rhincodon typus (whale shark), 1404 nucleotides long. RefSeq names its product sodium-dependent lysophosphatidylcholine symporter 1-like. The transcript has 12 exons. Gene Ontology annotation, molecular function: symporter activity. Lineage: Eukaryota; Metazoa; Chordata; Chondrichthyes; Orectolobiformes; Rhincodontidae. The coding region runs from base 1 to 1164 and encodes 387 amino acids. The record is from RefSeq and is a predicted model, not a curated record. Gene Ontology annotation, biological process: carbohydrate transport. Gene Ontology annotation, cellular component: membrane.